This is a messenger RNA of Oryzias latipes (Japanese medaka), 1149 nucleotides long. It is a transcript of the gene naxe, whose product is annotated as NAD(P)HX epimerase. Gene Ontology annotation, cellular component: mitochondrion. Gene Ontology annotation, molecular function: NAD(P)HX epimerase activity. The record is from RefSeq and is a predicted model, not a curated record. Lineage: Eukaryota; Metazoa; Chordata; Actinopteri; Beloniformes; Adrianichthyidae.
GUGAAGUUUUUUUUUAAGGCGGAAGUUCCGGGUACGCUCGCAGCAGGCGGCUUCAGACCUUCAAACAAACCUUCCCAAUUUGCUGUCAGUCUCACUGUGGAAGGGCUGAUGUGAGCUUGCUUGUUAAUAAGGCAAACCUUUAGACUCGGAACCUGCACCCACCUGGAUGUUGAAUGUUCGGGCUCUGUUUGGGAUCGGCUUCCUGGUGACCUCCCGAGUGGCAGCUUCCUUCUCCCAGGCUGGGACAUGCUCUCUUUCCGCUGCAGCUGACCACCAUAAGGAGUGUUUGGGCAGCAGAGCAGCAUCCACGAUGGCCCACAGCAUUAAGUAUCUUGGGCAGGAGGAGGCUCAACACAUUGACGAGGAGCUCUUCAGUGAGUAUGGCUUCAGUGUGGACCAGCUGAUGGAGUUAGCUGGACUAAGCUGUGCCACAGCCGUCGCACGGGCGUAUCCUGUUGCGUCUCUGACGAAAGCCAGACCGACUCUGCUGGUGGUCUGUGGACCAGGAAACAACGGGGGGGACGGCCUGGUCUGCGCCCGACACCUCAAGCUGUUUGGGUAUGAGCCCACCAUCCUGUACCCCAAAAGGCCCAACAAGCCUCUGUUCCAGGGUCUGACCACGCAGUGCCAGAAGAUGGAGAUCCCCUUCUUGACAGAGAUGCCGGAGGUGGACGUCAUCGACGAGGCUUACAACCUGGUGAUUGAUGCCAUCUUUGGCUUCAGCUUUAAGGGCUCUGUGCGAGAGCCGUUCGGCUCCAUACUGGAUGUCUUGAAAAAAACCACGGUGCCCAUCGCGAGCAUCGACAUCCCGUCAGGCUGGGACGUUGAGCAGGGCGCCGCCGAUGGCCUGCAGCCAGACACUCUCAUCUCCCUCACCGCCCCGAAGAAAGCAGCAUCCAUGUUCAGAGGCCGGUACCAUUUCCUGGGGGGUCGCUUCGUGCCCCCCAGCCUGGAGAGGAAGUACCAGCUGAACCUACCGCCGUACCCCAACACCGACUGUGUUUUACAGCUGUAGGAGAGGAUGGGGGUGGUUGUUAGUCCUAUGCAGAUGUUUGUGCCAUUCCAGCGUUUAUACUGAGGCCUGGCGCAGCCACCUUCUGCUACAGAUUGAGUUUGAUUUGUGAAAAUAAAAUGUUAACAUCCACCAGA